Trichomonas vaginalis G3 is the source of this 639-nucleotide messenger RNA. Its product is annotated as assembly abnormal protein 6-related family. NCBI's taxonomy places the organism in Eukaryota, Parabasalia, Trichomonadida, Trichomonadidae. The record is from RefSeq and is a predicted model, not a curated record. The coding region runs from base 1 to 639 and encodes 212 amino acids. The transcript has a single exon.
AUGAGUGUAAUUAGCGAAGCUGAUACAUUCCUUGAAGAGCAAUGCCAAGAUUAUGAUCCAAGUGUCACAAACGGAUUUGAAAUUAAGUUCAACCGUGAAAUCAUCUAUAAAAACUCAGGAAGAGAUAAAAUUUAUAGAACAAGAAUUUUAACAAGUACGGAUGAAGAAGGUGCACUUAACGAAGUUAGAUUUGAACUAUUUGAUGACGAAAACAUCGAUUUUCUUUACGAAUGUAGUUUAACAGCUGCUGAAUACGAAGAUUUCAAAGCAGCAAAUCAGCUUACAAUUCCUUUCGAGAACUUUGCGAACUCUGUUCAACUCCUUCUUGAAAACAGUGUUAAAAAGGUCGAAGAGUUUGAAUGCAGAUUUGCAGAAAACGUAGAGGAAGAAGCAGCUAGCAUUAAGUUCUAUCAGAAGCUUAGACUACGCCAAGUUGAAAUAUUUGGAUUAGAUUUCCAUAGAAGCGAUAAAGAAUUCAUCGAAGCUCAUGCUCAAUCUAGAUUCAAUCGCCUUAAGAACGAACUAUCUCAUAAGCGCCGUGAGUAUGAAGAAAUUCUUAAGAAGAUUCAAGCAAAGAAUCCAACAAUUGCUAAACGCCUCAAAGCAGCUGUUGAAAAUGCAGUUAAAAAGGCAAACUGA